AUGUCAACUGCUCUGCGUCAGGCUGCAGUAUUGAAGCCUGAAAUCAGGCUAGCUCAGGCCUUGUCGGAAUUCGAGAGCACACUUGAUAAUGAUCAGAAGGCAACCAUGAGGUCAGGUCGGAGCAAACCACCUCCUUCUCCCAAUGACGUGAUGGGCCUCACGUUAGAACUCGACAAGAACAGCAGCGGAAAGAAGCGAUGCUUCGCCACUCGCUUGACAAGCCUCUUACAAUGUUUGCAGCAAUUCUCCACGGCGAUCGAUACCGUCGUGGGUGGCUCCCAAUCACUUAUUGCCAGUGGCAUUUGGGCUGCCGUCAAGCUAACGCUGCACUUGGCUCUGGGAUGGUCCUCGUUCUUUGACAAAUUGUCGACGCUGUUGAUGAAUGUCGGUCGCACCUGUCCCAGAUAUCAGGAAAUCGGCAUUCUAUUUUCCACAUCGGCAGCACUUCAAAGAGCGAUUUGCGAAUACAUGAUCAUUGUCGUUGAUUUGUGCAGGAAAGCGGUGGUUUCCCUCCAAGGAUCUUUCUUCAAGCAAGUACCCUUCUUGAAAUCUUUCGAGACCGAAUUUGGUCAGUAUGACGAGAAGCUUCGCCGCGCGGGGCAUAUGGUGCACAGCGAAGUAAACUUGAUCUCAGCUGAAGGGCAACAGCUGGAGAUGGGGAAAAACACACAGUUCCGUUCAGCCAUGGCCAAAUUUUCCAAGAAGACCUCAGAAGAACUUGACAAGGCCCGUCAACUGCGAAGAUACAACGUCAAAACGCGAUGUCUUGAUACAUUAUCUUCAUACGAUUAUCAGAAAAUUUGGAAACAAGCCCGAAGAUCUGGCACUAUCAACUGUGUCUACGAGCAUGAACAGUAUAGAAAGUGGUUUCGCGCCGAACGAUCCACCCUCCUCUGGUGUACUGGGAUUCUGGGAGCAGGUAAAACAGUCAUUGCUGCGAAUGUGGUUGAACACCUUGCUGCACAGGCGCCAAAUGCUACCAUCGCCUACUUUUUCUGUCGGUUUGACGAAGCCGAGUCCCUGGACUCCUGGACAGUCAUCGGUAGCCUAAUUAGCCAGCUUCUCCUCCAUGCCGAGCGUGAGAUGUUUGAAGAUCUCUCGCGAGAUCUGGACCAAGGCAUCACUGAGGAUAGAUUAACUCAAAAUCUACCGAGGCUGUUACAAGAUCAGAACAGGAAAUAUUUCAUUGUUCUUGAUGGUCUUGAUGCAUGUUCCCCUCAAGCUAUUAAGGCCGUAGCUCAAUUUUUGAAAGAUCUGUUGGAAGGAAAUUUUCAGGCUCAGAUCUUCUGUUCAAGUCGCCCUGGGUUAUAUCGCGAGUUAUCCACCGUUCUUCAACCAAGGCACCAUAUAUCAUGCUCAGAGUUGACCACCGAGAUUGAUAAGUUCCUUUGGGUCGUAUUCCAGCUGACUUCGAUAUGCUCUGCAACCACGGACGAAGAAAUUCUGCAGGCUCUGUCGAACCUUCCGCACGAUCUACCAGAGACUUAUCAGCGGAUACUUGCAAAGGUAGAUUGUGAGAGGCUCAUUAAACCAGAAAUUCGCCAGCGAAUCUUUCAGAUUCUCAGCGCAGCCCACAGGCCGCUGACGCUAGAAGAGCUCCGUGAAGCCAUCAGUAUUGUUCCUGGAGAAACUGAGUGGGACCCUAGACGCCUGGUCAACAACAUGCAGCGACUUAUCGACUUCUGCGGAGGUAUUUUAAACGUGGAGGAAGAAUAUACUACGGUCCACUUCGCCCACAACAGCAUCAAACAGUUUCUCCUUCAAAAUUCUCUCAACAUCAAUGGUCUCACUUGCAACGUAUACAAUGUGGAUCUAGUUGCUGCUGCCCACCUCAUGGGAGAGAUUUGCGUGACAUAUCUGAACUUCAAUCAUUUGAAAGGCCAGCUGACAAAAGUGGAGGCUCUAGAUCAACAAGCCGUGAUUCUACCUCACAGCAUCGUUCAACGGGCACUACCCCGUUCCACUGUGAGUAAAAUGGCUCUAACGCUACUGAAAUCUGAGAGUGGAGCACAAUUCAACAUGCAUGCCCAGCUCAAGAAUAUUGCCGAUUCUGCGACGAGCAAGGAGUCGGACGUUUUACAUGGGCAUGCGUUCUAUGCUUAUUCGCGAGCCCAUUGGCUUGCCCAUACCAAGUGUCUCACGAAGACCUCAAAGGCAUUCAAGCUCUGGUAUGAUAUGGUGGAAGGUCACACAAGCUCAGUAUCUCUUCCGUGGUCCCAGAGGUGGAAUUGGGCAGUACUUCACGAUCAUUCAGCACUUAUCGACCUGAUGUAUACUGCCUCGAGCAAUACGCACCUUCACGUACUCAGGAAGGGGCCGAGAGAUGCCCUGUGGACGACGAGAAUGAAAAGUCAUGAGCAUCUUUGGCUCUCCGUUAUUCCCAUCCCCAUCAAGUCGCAUAUUCCGGACGCGCCCAAGUCCGAGUACCCGUUCGCUCUUGCGCAGACCAGCAGAAGAUUCACACUUGAGGAAAUUUUAGCCAAGGCCCACGUGAACGAUAGAAUGAACCGCCUUGGGGCAUUCGAGGUUCUUAGAAGAAUAAAAAGAGCAACCCUCUUGAACUUCUUGGUUACUCGGUCGAACACGCAAUUUACCGUUUUUGUCCAUGGAGGUCCUGGUGCAGAAACCGAUCUCAGAAUUCACACUGAGCGGCGGGGGUACCCUCUGGCUUGGAAUAUAGGAGAUAGAUCUGGAUUUGAAAUCCUGGAGGCCCUCCUGAGAAUCCCAGAAGUCGACCUCAGAAGCACAGACGAGGAAGGUUUCACGGCCCUUGCUCUCGCUGUCAGACAAAACAACACCAACCUAGUCAAAAUCCUUUUCAAGGCUCAAGGUGACCGUCCUCAUGUGCAAUAUCCGGCCUGGCGUUCUACUAGGACGGGUGAGUCGCUGUUGAUGAUGGCCGUUCAGAAGCGUAAUUUAGAAAUGAUGUCCACUAUCCUAGUCCGACAACCAUUAACUGUCAAUUGGAUCGACAAAGAUGGGUCGACUGCGCUAGUUCAGGCGAUACAGAGUAGCUACGCUGCUGGUGUGCAGCUGUUACUCGACUGCCCGGAAAAUUAUGCAGUUUGUCCGAGCUACUUCCGUCUAUACGAGAUGGCACAGCGAACGCUCCUUGAUGAGGAGGUGAACCGCUCCUCCUCAAACAGAAUUGGCCAAGCCGGAGAGAUUGUGGUUAUGUUGCGACGCUACGCUCGCGUCAACAAGCCAGGGGCGAAGGAAACGUACACUUUGCAUAAGUCUGACCGAAUGAUUCCCUGA
Molecule: messenger RNA, 3258 nt
Organism: Exophiala spinifera
Lineage: Eukaryota; Fungi; Ascomycota; Eurotiomycetes; Chaetothyriales; Herpotrichiellaceae
Exons: 2
Coding region: 1-3258 (1085 amino acids)
Molecular function (GO): protein binding
Source: RefSeq, a predicted model, not a curated record